GGCACGCAAUUUCUGGUAGAUAAAGAUGCGUAGAGUGGAGUCCGGACUCUGAGCUCCAAAUUCGAUAGCUUUCAUAUUCCAUCAUGCCCAUCUUUAAAACCCCCUUCAAUGGCUACUCCGUCAAGUUCAGCCCCUUCUACGAGUCCCGCCUCGCCGUCGCCACCGCCCAAAAUUUCGGAAUCCUCGGCAAUGGCCGCUUGCACGUUCUCGAUCUCAACCCCACCGGCCCAAUUACCGAGCACUUCGCCUUCGACACCGCCGACGGAGUCUACGACGUCUCCUGGUCCGAAUCUCACGAUUCCCUUCUCGUCGCCGCAAUCGCCGAUGGUUCCGUCAAGCUCUACGACCUCGCUCUUCCCCCCACAUCUAAUCCCAUUCGAUCCUUCCACGAGCAUACUCGCGAGGUUCACUCCGCAGACUACAAUCCAGUUCGCCGCGACUCCUUUUUGACUUCUUCUUGGGACGAUACCACCAAGCUCUGGACCCUUGACCGGCCUACCAGCGUCCGCACAUUCAAAGAGCAUGCCUAUUGCGUCUAUUCUUCCGUUUGGAACCCUCGUCACGGUGAUGUAUUUGCUUCCGCUUCCGGCGAUUGCACCGUUCGAAUUUGGGACGUGCGAGAACCAGCCUCCACCAUGAUAAUUCCGGCUCACGAUUUCGAAGUCCUAUCUUGCGAUUGGAAUAAGUACGAUGAUUGCUGUAUUGCCACGGCUUCGGUCGAUAAAUCGAUUAGGGUUUGGGAUGUGAGGAGCUACAGGACUCCGGUUUCUGUAUUGAAUGGCCACGGGUAUGCAGUUAGGAAAGUGAAGUUCUCUCCCCACCGACAGAGUUUGAUAGCGUCCUGUUCGUAUGAUAUGACUGUGUGUUUGUGGGAUUAUAUGUUGGAGGAUGCUCUUGUCGGGAGAUAUGAUCACCACACUGAAUUUGCUGUAGGAAUUGAUAUGAGCGUUCUUGUUGAGGGGCUGCUUGCGAGCACUGGAUGGGAUGAGCUUGUUUAUGUAUGGCAGAAUGGGACUGACCCAAGAGCCCCCUAAGAAAGGAAAUAUUUUGCUAUUUUCUUUUUAGUUUAUGAAUUUUGUUACAGUUCAUAGAUUUCAAGUGAAUAAGCCAUUUUAAUGCUACAGAGAAAUGAAAAUGCGCUACUUGUUGGAAAAAUAUGUGCCAAUUGAAGAUUGAACCGAGUGUGUUAUUAUAGUGGUGACUUUCUUCAAAAUUGAAUAUAAACUUCCUUUUGCUCUAGA
Messenger RNA from Momordica charantia (bitter melon), 1241 nucleotides. RefSeq names its product peroxin 7 (gene PEX7). Gene Ontology annotation, biological process: protein import into peroxisome matrix. Gene Ontology annotation, molecular function: protein binding. Gene Ontology annotation, cellular component: peroxisomal matrix; cytosol. NCBI's taxonomy places the organism in Eukaryota, Viridiplantae, Streptophyta, Magnoliopsida, Cucurbitales, Cucurbitaceae. The record is from RefSeq and is a predicted model, not a curated record.